GUCAUAGGUAGGUAUAUAAAAUAAAUAAAAUUUUCGUAAAAAUGUAAUAAAAUUAUGAUCAACAAAAAGAAAUGAAGACGAAUGUGAAGAGGGAUAUUAAAAUAAUCGAGUUGGAAUCAUAUGUAAAUGAUCUUAAGGAUUUCAGUAACCAAUUCGAUACGAAAACAGAUGUAUGCACUUGUAAGAGAACACGAAAGAUUCACGAAAUUUCUGAGAAUUUGAGUGGCACAGAGAUUGGUGUUAGUAGUGUUAAAACACUACCGAAACGUCGAACUAGACGAAUAUACGCGCGUGAUACUAAACAUACUAAAGAUACUGGAGUGGGGAGUAGCGUGGUUUUACAAAAAAAAGAAAUCAGCUAUUAUGAACAUAAGAAGACAUCAUCCAAAUGUGUUGGUGUUUGGGAAUCUAAAAUUGUACCAGUUUUAAGUAAAAAAUUAUCACCGAUAGUUCAAACUGAAUCGCACACAACUAGUACACUUGAUAUAUCAAAUAAAAAUAAGAAUAAUUCAACUCAAACAGACAUAAAAGAAACGAAACCAAGAGUCGAUAAAUUACCAGAAGCAGCUAAAGUUAAAGUUGACAAAGAAUCAUCCGAUUCGCUGGUUCAACACAUACAUAAUCUUGAGAAUCCCAGCUUUGACAAAACCUCAGUAGAUCUAAUUGAAAAUAAACUAGAAAGAGAAUAUAGGAAAAUGUUUGCAACAGACGUAGGGUCUGAUUUAAAACGCGCUUCUGUGAGAAAGCGUUUCGAAAGUUUGCGAAAAGGAAUGUCUAGAAAUGACUCAGUAAAGAGCGUAAGCCGCAAGGAUGUGUCCAUAGCAUCCGAUCCACCGUCGUUGGAAGCAAAAUCGUAUUCAAAUACCAAAGUAUACAGUCCAUACACUUCAUUCACACAAUACAAAGGUACUAAACCACCAGAAAAAUUGAAUUCAUCCACUCAUAUUAUAGAGAGCCAAAGUGUAAGAGGCAUGUUUAAGUUGUGGGGAAAGAAAUUCAAUCUUGAAGAAGGAAAGGAAAAGAUACCAGAAAAAGUUGUACAGAUAGUUGUCCCGGGUAAAAGUGGAAAGAAAAGCAAAUUUUUCUGCUUCAAUAAGCGCACCAAACGUGAUAAAAAAAGUGUCACAGCUAACAGAUGCGAAGUUGGAUUGAAAGUUAAAAUGAAUUCGAAACAUGAAAUUCCAGAGAAAUGUCAAAACAACUCAAAGGGAUAUUUUAAUAGCACGAAAGAGUUGGUAGUGGAACUCGAAUCGGAUAGAUAUACAAAUGAAAUGCGGAAGUCGUGGCUGAAGAAGUUUCUAACCAGCAAAGUUGAUUCGAAACAAAGCGUUAAACUUAGGUGGAACAACAAAAUGUACUCUACAAGCAGCAGCACAGUGUUUGAAUUACUCGACUGCGUUUACAAAAACACAGUCAUCCAAUCGAAAAGUGAAAUUUCGUGUUCCCAAAACAAAUUCAUGCCGAGAACUAUCGAAGCCUGGAUGAUACCACAGAUAAUUACGCAAAUGAAUCCCCAGGUGAUGGAUGCACAGAUAGUAAAUCCCCAGAUUACAACUGUAGAUGUGAUACAGAAGCCGUAUAGGAAGAACAUCAAAGUGACGUAUUUAGAUCGGAAAUGGUAUAUAGACAAGUCACAUAGGGGCAAUAAAAUUGAAUUAGUACUUCAUUCAAAGAAUUUGAUAGACUCGAAAAGCUCUGAUUAUAUUCUGAUAGAUAUACCGAAGGGUUAUUUCACAGAUUCAAUGGAAUCAAGUCAAAGUGAAGAAGUUUUUAAAAUAACUGAUUAUGAAUCUCCAAAUUCUAAACCGUCGCUUUUAAAGCGUAAUUUGGAUACGGGUGACCAUGUUCCGAUAGAAAAUGAUAAUAAAAGUAUAUUAAUAAGUUCUAAUGAUGUAUCGGUGCCAAUUAGUGAUAAAGAGAGUGUUCAAGAAUUACCAAGAGGGGUCAAUGAUGAAAAAAUGCGAAGUACAGAUGAAGAAAUUGAAUAUAGCGACUAUAAUCCCAAUGAAUGUGAUCAUGCUGUAAAAGAAAGUGGUGAUACACAAAAUAAAGAUAGUGAUUUAAAGGAAGACCGUGAAAAAGAUAAUGAGAGUGAUAAUUUUAAUGAAAACGAAGAAAGGCAAAGGGGACAAAGUGAACAUACAUUAGAGCAAAUUGGGGACACUAUAUUAAAUAAGAGCGACGCGGUCAUUCAAGAAAAUGAGCACAUACAUUGUGAUGUAAUCGGUGUUGGGAUAAUUACGCAGAGAGAUAUAAGAGAUAUUAAGAAGCCAAUAUUAAAAAUCCAAGAUACCGAUUCCGACUCAGGUCAUAAUCUACCUCCACCGAAAAAGUGUGAAUUUGCCGAGAGUUACCUCCAAGAAUACUGCCGAAACUGGAUUCCUUUGGGCAUAGAUUUCUUCUCUUGGUGCGUGAGUGAUACCCAGAUAAAGUCAGACUCCCACACCAGCCUUAACAAUCAAGGUGACGGCUCCAAAUCCUGCCCGAAUAUGUAUGAAGAACCAUCAACUGUGGUAUCUUCGUACAAUUCGUCUUGUAGCCACUGUCUCGCGUUGGAAGAGGAGCCGAAGAGGCAGAAUUUCCUGAGUAAAUUUUUCGGAAAAUCAGACAUUGCCAGCACGGAAGCUCAGUCUACUUCGGAGCUGAAGAGGUUUCAGCCAAAAGAUUCUAUUGAAGUCCUCAAACGUCGAAAGAUUUAUUCUGAAGGAUAUAACGCCAAGUGGAAUAAACUGUGCCCCAAACCGUGUAUAACGCCAGCUCCCGAUUCAAAGCCGAAGAAACAUGUCUCGAUUCCCGAAUGCCAGCCAUAUGAGGUAAAGCAGCCGCCAUGCAAGAAGUGCUAUCCAGGGAUUCUCAACCUUUCUGGUUCCAAAUCUUGCAAGAAAAAGCACAAACACACUUAUGUUGUACCUGACCCAGUUUGUGCCAUACCACCAAAGCCGAUAUGUUCCAAUAUAUGUUCAAAGGAGUGCUGUCCGCCUUGCGCUAAAGACAAAGGAAAAAAGGGUAGGCCAUGUGCCGGGAAAUCUCCUCCAAUUUGCGCAAGAUGUCCACCAUUAACACCAUCUGAAAUUAUCAAUUUAUUGAGAAAAUUCCCUGACUGCCCUUCGUUACCUCAAAGAUGUCCCCUUUGUAAUACACCGAUCAUGCCCCAAAAAUGUUUAAAGUGCUGCACUUUAAUAUUACCCAAAAAAUGUCCAAAGUGUUCUGCACCAGUGUCACCAUUGAAAUGCGCAAAGUGUGCUAAACCUAUUAUGCAACAAAAAUGUCCAAAUUGUCCAUCCAUAACGGUCCCGAUAAAAUGCCCCAGGUGUACUAUGGAAUUGAUGCCCCAAAAGUGUCCACAGUGCUGUUCGAUUCUCGUUCCACAAAACUGUCCGAGAUGCACUUCACAGAUAAUUCCAUCUAAAUGCCCUAUGUGCUCUUCGAUUAUCCAGCCUCCAACUUGUCCCAAGUGCUGUGUUCCUUUACCACAGGAGUGCCCCAAAUGCUCUCCAACGCAAAAAUGUCCAAAAUGUUCUUCGCAAAUACCACCUCCAAAAUGUGGACAGUGUCGUCAGGAGAUAUUACCUAAAAAGUGUUCGCAGUGUUCGUCACCGGUCCUACCACCGACUUGUCCAAAAUGUAUUUCUCAAACGACCCCACAAAUAUGCCCCAAAUGUUCCACAAAGGUUCUAUCUCAAAAAUGUCCCAAAUGUAGCCCUGCCUCUCUAAAAUGUCCGCAGUGCUCUACACAGUUGCCACCUCCAAAAUGUCAGGAAUGCCGUCAAGAAAUAUUACCAAAGAAGUGUUCUAAGUGUUCAUCACCGGUCCUGCCGUUCGUGUGUCCUAAAUGCCGCACCCAAAUCUGUCCACAAAUAUGCCCCAAGUGUUCCAUAGAGGUACUACCCAAGAAAUGCCCUAAGUGCUCACCUCAGUCUCCUAUUAAAAAAAUCAUAUCAGCAAUUUUUCCCCCUAAAUGUCCUAUAUGUUCUUGUCCACUCAAGCCCCAAAAUUGUCCAAAAUGUUGUACUCCUAUUCCCCCAAAAUGUUGUCCCAAAUGCUCUAUACCUAUAGCGACACCAAAAUGCCCUAAGUGUAAUUCUUCAGUUUCAUCAAAAUGUCCCAAAUGCUCAUCACCAUUGCCUCAAUCAUGUCCAAAUUGUCCAGCACAGUGCCCAAAAAGCUGCUCACCGAUACGUGUACAAAAAUGUCCUAAGUGUUUCGUGCCUAUAUUAACCCAAAAAUGUCCAAACUGUUGUUCGUUAUUAUGUCCUACUAGUCCCUCAGAAACUUCAUUACGAAGUUCUCAAAACUCACCAACUAUUUCACAAAAGCCUUCAACUCAAAGUAUACCUGACUUCGGUAAUCCGUCUCAAGCGAAUCCACAAAGACCUAAUUCAAUGUCUGGUAUAAAACUUGCAAUGCCCAGGUCUUGUCCUCCUUGUCCACAGCCAACACUGAACUUACCAGCUCAAAGUUCAUCAAAGCAAUCUUUAAAUGAUUGUUCAAAUUGUCGAAAUCAACGGCAAGACUUUAAUUUGAAGGAAACACCCAGCUCACAAGAGAUAAGAGAAGGAUAUAACCUUAAAGUGCAAGAUGAGGAUGGUCAAACGUUGUACGAAAGGAUUGAUUACAGAUCUAAUAAUCCUCAACAGUAUCAGAACAAAAUAUGUGGAGAUUCUUAUAUUCACAGAGUGUCAACGCCCUCUAUUGUUCUCAACAAAGUAGGGCUAAACGAAAACGAUUCUCAAAAGAAUAGUCACGAAAAUUUAUUAGAAAUUAAUCUAACACUUAAAUUUAAACAAGGCGAUAAAACUGAAAUUAAUGUUUGUAAUCCAGAUACACAAAGGGAAGAAAAGCAAGAAGCUAUUAAAGCAAAAGAAAUCUUUCACAUGCAAGAUGCCAAAGAGGCUAUUGAUACGGACAAAAAUGAUGUGAACAUUAAAAUUUUAAUUAAAAACUUCACAGGAAAUGAAGAACUCAAAUCUAAGCAUAUUGACAAAUCUAAUCAACAGACCGAAUUCAGUAAAAACAUAACAAAUAAAUUUCAAACCGUUUCCACAGGUUACAGUGAAUUUGUUUUAGAUCAAACUUUGGACGAAGGAAUCUGUACAGAUUAUAUAAACACAGAAAAGUCAUGUGUAAACAUAAAACAAGAACAAGUUUUGACUGUAUCAUCAAUUAGUUUUACAGAGCACACGGCUACAGAUGUAAGUUCUAUAAAGAACGAUGUAGAUUUCGAUUUUAAAACAGAUGUAAGCGAAAGAGACGCUACAGAGAAAUCAGAGAGUUUAUUUACAGAUGAAGAAAAACACGAAAACUAUUUCAACGAAACUAUAAAAAAACUGCGCAGUAAGCGAGAAAAGAAGGAAAUGUUAAAAAAGCUAUUUGAACAAUCAGAUGUAAUUGAUAAAGAAAAAGUUAAAAGCGUUCGACAAACAUUGCAGGCAAUACUAACCGAUAGCGAUGAUUCAACUGACCAAAGAGGACUAACAUUGUUAAAACCUUAUUUCAGAAAUGACAGCAUGACAAACCUCUAUGACUUUGACGAUACAAUAAUAGAAGAGAAUAAAUCGGACGUUCUGUAUCCGACGAAAGAAAACAGCACUGACAGUGAAACACCAAAGCGAUGUAUGUGUAAAACGCUGGCUGCUAAACUCAAUAUGGAUUUCCCGAUCAAUCCAUGCUGCUGUCGAGGGUGUGAUAAAAAAGACGAGGAAGUCAGCUGCGACCUACAACUUGUUGACGUACAGACGCAAGAUUCAAGAAGACGAACAUACGUAACUAACGUGUCAAUGGUCAAAAAGUCAUUUAAAGUUUUUGAUACAGAGACAGAUUUUGUUGAUAUCCUGCAAUCGGAAGAGUUGAAGAAAGCUGUAUUGGAGAUAUAUGCAGAGAAAACAGCGACAGAAGAGGGUACGCGAUACAUAGCGCGGCUGCCUAAACUUGUUUUUGGCAAUGAUUGACAGCUGGCAGUCUGUCAAGUGAUAUGACGUCUUAAAAUUAGGCGCCAUCAAUAUUGCCAUUUGUUUUUUUCUCCAGUUUUUUAUUACUUUUGUUUUUUUUUGUAUUUCUAUUUUUAAUAUAUUUUUCAUUAUUUGUUUU
This is a messenger RNA of Pieris napi, 6087 nucleotides long. RefSeq lists its product as uncharacterized. Lineage: Eukaryota; Metazoa; Arthropoda; Insecta; Lepidoptera; Pieridae. The record is from RefSeq and is a predicted model, not a curated record. The coding region runs from base 72 to 5948 and encodes 1958 amino acids. The transcript has 4 exons.